AGGCAAGACAUCAGCAAACUCUUGGAUCCUGUAUUUCAGAAUAAAACUUUGUCCUGUAUAGCCUGGUCUUGCUUAGCUAAAUGCUGCAUUGAUAAUUUGACGACAGUAUGGUUACCUUUCUUUGCCAGCUGUUUGUUUAUCUGAAUAUCAAUGCCCGCGUAUAAAUACGCAUUGCUAGCUCCCCAGCUUCCUUUCAUUUCCAUUACUACCAACUCUUGUCAAAAUCCAACUCUAGACGACUAGACAUCAGCAAUGGCUAGCAGAUACUGCCUGGUGUUUUCGAUUGCUUUUCUCAUUGGUUCUUUGAUGGCUGUUAUCUCUUCUGCUAGUAAUUUCAAUCAGGAUUUUGAGAUUACAUGGGGUGAUGGCCGUGCCAAGAUACUAAACAACAACGAGCUUCUUGUACUCUUCCUCGAUAGAAUCUCAGGGUCAGGAUUCCAGUCCAAGUAUGAGUAUCUAUUUGGUAAGAUUGAUAUGCAGCUCAAGCUUGUCCCUGGAAACUCUGCUGGCACUGUCACCGCCUAUUAUUUGUCCUCAAAAGGGUCAGCAUGGGAUGAGAUAGAUUUCGAGUUCUUGGGUAACUUGAGUGGUGAUCCGUACACCAUCCACACCAAUGUGUAUAGCCAAGGCAAGGGCGAUAGAGAGCAACAAUUCCAUCUUUGGUUUGACCCAACUACCGACUUUCAUACAUAUUCCAUUCUUUGGAACCCUCGGAGCAUUGUAUUUUAUGUUGAUGGCACCCCCAUAAGAGAGUUCAAGAACUUGGAGUCAAUUGGUGUUCCCUUCCCAAAGGACCAGCCCAUGAGAUUACACUCUAGCCUUUGGAGUGCAGAUGACUGGGCUACAAGGGGUGGUCUGGUUAAAACAGACUGGACAAAAGCACCUUUCAUUGCUUCUUAUAGGAACUUCAACGCCAAUGCCUGUAUAUGGUCCUCUGGAACAUCUUCCUGCACUUCACCAUCCACUAAAGGUGAAUGGCUCUCACAAGAAAUGGAUUUAGCAAGUAAGCAAAAAUUGAAAAUGGUGCAAGAGAAGUUCAUGAUCUACAAUUACUGCACAGACACAAAGAGGUUUCCCCAAGGUUUUCCUAAAGAAUGCAGCAGGGUAUCCGAGGAAAUCCGAAAAUAAAAUUUCCUCAUGCUAUAGCGCUCUGAAUUUCCAUUAUAUGUUUAUGUAUUGUAGGUAGUAUAUAAAAGAGAAGUAGUAUCUCUCUUGUUCUUAUAUUUAGAUCAAGUAGGGGUGUCAUGGAAUCAUGGUAGACUGCAUGUUGUGUCGACAAGUUUCUCAUGUAACAUAGUCUUUUUAUCGUUUCGUGCUGUACUUUCCCGAUGUAAGUAUAUAUAUAUGAUGAACUUCUUGUAAUAUUUGUAUUGAUUGGAUCACUUUUAAAACAGAACAGUUAUUAAU
Molecule: messenger RNA, 1407 nt
Organism: Fragaria vesca subsp. vesca
Lineage: Eukaryota; Viridiplantae; Streptophyta; Magnoliopsida; Rosales; Rosaceae
Product: probable xyloglucan endotransglucosylase/hydrolase protein 25-like
Exons: 3
Coding region: 253-1128 (291 amino acids)
Biological process (GO): cell wall biogenesis; xyloglucan metabolic process
Cellular component (GO): cell wall; apoplast
Molecular function (GO): xyloglucan:xyloglucosyl transferase activity; hydrolase activity, hydrolyzing O-glycosyl compounds
Source: RefSeq, a predicted model, not a curated record